Molecule: messenger RNA, 1493 nt
Organism: Neltuma alba
Lineage: Eukaryota; Viridiplantae; Streptophyta; Magnoliopsida; Fabales; Fabaceae
Exons: 7
Coding region: 144-1139 (331 amino acids)
Source: RefSeq, a predicted model, not a curated record
AAAUUCCCUUCGCUCUUUCAUGAAUCCGUAGAUUUUCACUACGGUUUCUCCUACCCCCCAUAUCGAGCUUGAUCAGGGAUUCUCUCUGUAUUCUGCUGUCUGCUCUUACUUGUUUCUCGGUUAGGGAUCACUUUAUCAAAACAAUGCAGAGAGGCAGAGGUGGCCGUGAUCCUUUCUUUGACUUUGGUAGCCCUUUUGGUGAUUUUGGGAGCCCUUUUGGUGAUUUUGGAAGCUUUGGACCUCCUGGCAGUCUAUUGUCAAACUUCUUUGGGGACAGGAAUCCGUUUGAUGACCCCUUCUUUACCCGCCCAUUUGGAGGCAUGCUUGAGUCUAGUAUCUUUGGUCCCCCUAGAGAUCUAUUUCCAAAUAUGCAUCCAUCUGGAUAUCUUGAACAUCAAGCCCCAGCGUCUAGAAGUUCACGGGGGCCAGUUAUUGAGGAAUUAGACGCUGAUGAUGAAAAAGAAGAUUCAGAGCAGUCAAAGGGAAAAAGGCCAAGAAAUAGUCAGCCAGGCGACAAACCACUUGUUAUGCAUCCUGAUGACGAAGAUGAAGGAAAUAGAAGGAAAUAUCUGCAGUCUAGAAACGAGUUCAACAGAUUCAAUGAUAUUGGCUCUCAGCCUCAAGGUCCUCAAGGUCAUAGCUUCUGCUUUCAGAGCUCGUCAGUCAGCUAUGGUGGCCCGAAUGGAGCAUAUUAUACCUCAUCCAGGACAAGGAGGACAGGGAGUGAUGGAGUGUCCUUUGAAGAGAGCAAGGAGGCUAAUAGUGCCACAAGAGAAGCUUCUCACAGAAUUUCUAGAGGUCUUCAUAAUAAGGGACAUUCAUUGAAUAGAAAACUUAAUUCUGAUGGAAAUGUAGAAUCUAUGCAGACCCUGCACAAUUUAAAUGAAGAUGAGCUUUCUGGCUUUGAGGAAGCGUGGCAAGGAAAGGCUCAAAAGUAUUUACCGGGAUGGGCAGGGAAUGUUGGAGCUGGCUGUAGCAGGCAAAUUGAGCAGGGCGGGCAGGGAGGGUGGGCGCUUCCCUCAACGGAAGGUGCUAAUCGUAUGGGAACAAUGCCUGAAUUCAGAGAAAAAGCAGGCUCUUCUGGGACUAAGGAGCGGAGGAGGACAGACAAAGCAAAUCAUCGACGUGCUAGGGGCUGAACUUUAGGAAGCUUUGUGCCUGCCUGCCUUUGCUUCUACACAUAUUUUUCUGUUUUCAUCGUCCUAUCGGUCCCAAAAUCAUUGGCUUUAAGCUGCGCUUGUGGAUUUUGUCCAUUUGUGCAUGGAGAUAAACAUAUGCAGCUGGUAUCUUUAGUAUUAUAUGGGAUUAUAUGAUAAUGAGAAAAUAGGGUUCACGUUUGCCGCCUGUUCUGCUGCGUGGGGUAGUGUCCUUGUCCUUUUUCGAUGGAGUUGUGUGGCACAAUGCUGUUGUCCCAACCUUAAGAUUGAAGCUAUUAUUUCACAUCUGUUUGGAGCACGCACAUUCAGGUCAAUUGAGAUAAAAUUUUCUGAUAU